Messenger RNA from Thrips palmi, 3747 nucleotides. RefSeq names its product transmembrane protease serine 9-like. NCBI's taxonomy places the organism in Eukaryota, Metazoa, Arthropoda, Insecta, Thysanoptera, Thripidae. The record is from RefSeq and is a predicted model, not a curated record. Gene Ontology annotation, biological process: proteolysis. The transcript has 18 exons. Gene Ontology annotation, molecular function: serine-type endopeptidase activity. Bases 16 to 3528 code for a protein of 1170 amino acids.
GCUUGGUCUGCUCGCAUGUGGCAAGGUGCAGGGACUGACUCGCUUCAUCCGCUUGCACUGCAUCACUGGGUCGAGGCACCGCGGCGUGGCGAGAUUCCGAGUGGGAGGUCCCUCUCUCUCGCAGUCAAUGAGACGUCCCCUGCAGGGAGCCGCUGCCACAACGAGGCGGUGAACCGGCGGGGCUCCUGCCGCCAGCUCUCCAACUGCCCUUGGGCCGAGGACCAGAUACGCAAGCACAAGUACCCGCAGGUGUGCUCGUGGUCCCUCAACCUGCCCAUCGUGUGCUGCCCGGAGAGCACCAACGAACAGCUCAACAACGGCUGGACGUCGCCCACCCAGCGGCCUACCCAGAGGCCCACCCAGAGGCCCACCCAGUGGGGCACCCAGCGGCCGACCCAGCGGCCGACCCAGCGGCCAACCCAGCGGCCGACCCCCAGACCCACGGGGCGACCGGCGGUGCAGCAGCGUGGGAGGAUUGCCAAGAAGAUGUGCGAGAAGUACUCGGAGUACGUGUUCCAAGAGGAGGAGGCCUUCGCGCUCUCGCCACUGGUGAGCGGGGAGAAGAUCGACAAGUGCGCCAUCCCCGCCGAGCCGCUCAUCCUGGGCGGGGAGGACGUCGCCGCCAAUGAGUUCCCGCACAUGGCCCUGCUUGGAUACGGCGAUGACGAAAACAACAUCCAGUACCUGUGCGGCGGCUCGCUCAUCGCACCCAACUUCGUCUUGACUGCCGGCCACUGCCUGUUCACGCAAUCCGGCCAGCCGGCGCGAUGGGUUCUCCUCGGCGACCUGGACCUCUCCACGACGAAGGACGACGCCAGCCCCCAGCGCCUGGAGGUCGCGCAGGCCAUCAAGCACCCCAACUACAAGCCGCCCCAGCACUACAACGACAUAGCGCUGCUCCGGCUCAAGAGGAACGCCGAGAUGACGGCCUACGUUCGGCCUGCCUGCGUCUACACGGAGAACACCCUCCCGGCCUCAAGGCCCAAGCCCUUGGCCACCGGCUGGGGCCACACCGAGUUCGGCGGCGACCCGAGCAACAUCAUGAUGAAGGUGGCGCUGCCGCUGCAGCCGUACCGCCUGUGCAACGACUCGUACCGCAGUGUGGUGGGCAUCAAGCUGCCGCGGGGCAUCCUGGACGAGACGCAGCUGUGCGCCGGCGACCUGGCGGGCGGCAAGGACACCUGCCAGGGCGACUCUGGCGGCCCGCUGCAGACCUUCACGAACGACAAGCCGUACUACUGCAUGCACCACGUGCUGGGCGUCACCUCCUUCGGCAAGGGCUGCGGCUUCAAGAACUCCCCCGCCGUCUACAGCAGGGUCUCGGCCUACGUGCCGUGGAUCGAGAGUGUCGUCUGGCCCAACGAGCAGUGCAGCGAGUGCACCGCGUCGACGGGCGAGAAGGGGCGGUGCAAGAAGCUGACGAGCACGGAGUGCCCCUGGGGGCUGGAGGAGGUGAAGAAGAACCGCAGGCCCAAGGUGUGCUACUACGCCGGGCCCUACCCCAUCGUGUGCUGCCCGAACAAGAGCGGGGCCGACGCAGCAGGGCCCCCUGCAGGCACUCCCACCCCGCCGCCUCCCCGCAACUCCAGUCCCAAGAAAGACAAUAAUGCCUACGCACGCGCCCGCGCCAAGUGUCACGAGUACGCCGAGCACGUGUUCGCCGAGGUGGAGUCCAUCGUUUUGAUGACGCACACCGAGAGGCUGGACCAGUGCGCCGCCGCCGCCGACCCCCUGAUCGUGGGGGGCACGCAGGCCAAGGCCAUGGAGUUCCCGCACAUGGCGCUGGUGGGCUUCGACGCCGACGACGGCGAGAUCGACUACCUGUGCGGCGGCUCGCUCAUCUCGUACAACUUCGUCAUGACGGCCGGCCACUGCCUCUACUCGGGGGAGCGGCCCGCCAAGUGGGUGCUGCUGGGGGAGCUGGACCGCGCCAGCAACAAGGACGACGCGCGGCCGCAGACGAUCCGCGUGCAGGAGCUCAUCAAGCACCCCGAGUACAAGCCGCCGUCCACCUACAACGACAUCGCGCUGCUCCGCCUGGAGAAGGACGCCGCCAUGAGUGGCUACGUGCGGCCCGCCUGCCUGCACACCGAGCCCACCCUGCCGACCCGGGUCGGCGGCAAGCAGGACGACGACGUGCCCGUCGCCACCGGCUGGGGCAACACGGACUUCGAGGGGGACGCGGCGAACCACUUGAUGAAGGUGGCCGUGCACGUGGUGGACCACAGGGUGUGCAGCAACGAGUACGCCAACACGGAGAAGAAGCGCCUGCAGAACGGCAUCCAGGAGAGUCUGCAGCUGUGCGCCGGCGGCACGGCCAAGGACACCUGUCAGGGCGACUCGGGCGGCCCGCUGCAGCUGCCCACCAGGAACUACUCGCAGGCCUCCACCGAGCCCUACUGCAUGUACAAGAUCGUGGGCGUCACGUCGUUCGGCAAGGCCUGCGGCUUCUCGCCCGGCGUGUACACCCGGGUGUACCACUACGUGCCCUGGAUCGUGAGCAUCGUCUGUUGUCUGGGGUUACGACAACCACUUCGCCGAUCUCGCUCCCGGAACGAGGAAUACACCAGUCUCGCCAGGCCCGUCCGCGGCGCCGCACCCAACCAAUCAACCAACUCGUUGUCCGCCGCCAUGAUGCGUGUGGCGCUGCUCUGCCUGCUCGCGGUCCUCGGGGCCAGCGAGGCCACGGGCUCUGUCAGCAGCCGCAAAUGCACGGAGUACGCUGCCUUCGUGGACAAGUGCGGCGCGGACUACAACAGGGUGUUCGCCGUGGGGAAGGUGCCCGCCGGGCCGAGGGAGUUCCCGCACAUGGCUCACAUCAGCUACGACAGUAGCGGCGACGACAAGUUCUACUGCGGGGGCAUCCUCAUCUCCCCGGACUUCGUGCUCUCCUCGGCCGUCUGUGUCGAAGGGAACGCGAAGUUGUCACCCCAGUUCGCGGUGCUGGGCAAGGACGGCGCGAGUCCGCAGAAGAUCCGCAUCGCCGAGAGCAUCCAGCACCCGGACUACAAGCGGCCCGUCGUCUACAACGACAUCGCCCUGUUCCGCCUCGAGCACGCCGCCAAGAUGAACGACCACGUGCGGCCCGCCUGCCUGCACACCGGCCCGCGCCUGGAGACCGGGGACGUGCCCAUCGCCACGGGCUGGGGCCCCAGCGAGUUGGGGGGAGAUAUCAGCGAGAACCUGACGAAGGUGGCGCUGCCCGUGGUGGACCACGGCAUCUGCGACCGGGAGUUCUCCACGCCGCGCCCCACGACCGCGCUGCCGCGCGGCAUCCUGGACGAGACGCAGAUCUGCGCGGGCGGCGGCAAGAGCGACACGUGCCAGGGCGACACGGGCGGCCCGCUGCAGGUGCUGGCGCAGAGCCCGCACUGCAUGUACCAGGUGGUCGGCAUCACGUCCUUCGGCAAGGCCUGCCAGUCCGGCCCGCCCGGCGUCUACACCAGGGUCUCGCCCUUCGUGCCCUGGAUCGAGCAGCACGUCUGGCCGUCCGGCCACGUCGCGCCGAACCAAGGCAAGGUCAAGUAGCGCGCCGCCCACUGUGCGUAAACAAGUGUAGAGCAAAUUCCCUCUUAUUGAAACACGAAAAACAAAACAUUUGUUUGGUAGAUAACUUUGGCGUUGGCUUUAAAAAUGUGCAGGUGACGAAGUUUUUUUUUUGCUGGUUGAACGUUGCCUUUGAAGUACGGUAUUCGUUCAGAAAGAUGUUCAGUUGUUCUCUGUGUAAUAAACGAUGUGCAAGCAUUG